AAGGCAACUCUAGGCAGCUCCGUAUCCAUUGUGAAGAUCCGUGUUAUUUUCAGCUUCCGUGUUGCUGGCUAUAGAUUUUAGAUUCACUGGAGCCCCAGCUGUCAUUAAAAAAUGAUGAAUAUAUAAUUUGAAGACUAGUUUUACUAUUGUAAUUUUUAAAAAAAUUAAGGAUUUUAUGCAUGGAAGAAAACACAGAAAUGUUACCACUUGCAAGUGGAACUGUUGCAGAUGAUGACUUUGGAGAAUUGCUUGAUCAGGAUUAUUCUUCUGAAGAUCUUCAUUUUUUAAAUGAUUUGAUUGACCAAAGCCCAGCGCCAUCUCAAUGUGAGACGUUACAGGAAAGGGCCAACAUCGCAGUGUAUGAAGACAUCAGCCAGCCAGAAGUUUACCCUAGCCUACCUGUUGAUGACUCCACUCUUAGUUCAGAAACGUCUCUUAAUUCUGGUUUUAUUAGCUCAAACAGUGUUCAGCCUCAGCCAAAUAUUCAAGAAACUGCAACAAAUAUAUUUCACAGUGAUAAUAUAUUAACUGAUUCCAGCUUACAGCCAAGAGGUUCUAUUCAAGUAGAUGCAAAUGCUGAUAACCUUUUUGAUUCUUUUUUUGGAGGGCUGGAGAGAAACGAAAGCCCACAUCCAACUCAGCCUGAUGUACCAGAAACAAAUAAUACUCCAUAUGAUAACAUAAAUACACACGGAUUAAAUUCUAGAACAGCUUCAACAAGAUCCCUUGAUGAUGAUGAUGAUGAUGUUGUGGAAAUUUUCCCUAGAACUUUUAAUAUACCUGCAAGACACUACAGCCCUGAGUUUCCUCAACCUGAAUUUGGUUUGCCUGAGAAUAGGAAUAUAUAUGACAGUCACAGUAAUCAAGGGAAUUCAAGUUUAUUUUCAAAACACACAGUGCAGGAUUAUCCAACAGCUUCCCAUUCACCUUACUUUUUUUCUAGAAAUCUGAACACCAGCCAUAUUCCGACACAGACAUCUCAGAUUGAAAACCAACAUGGGAUGAGUACCUCUAGUGUGUUUGGUAACACAAGCAGACAUGGACUUACAUACCCUAGUUCACAUUCCAGGAGUUUUGAUAACCUCGAUGGUGAAGUAAUUGACUUGUCUGUAAACUCUCCAUCGAGCAGAUCACCUAGCAAUCUAAGUCCAGCGCCUACCCAACUCCAGCCGUCUACUCAAAACGCAGCUAACAGUUUGCCACCCAGUAUACAAGAACCUGUUUUUAGAUCUUCUAUGAUGAGUUCAGUACAAUAUGAUGAAUCGCAGGAUUAUCCCAGACACAACAGUAGAAGUUCCUACUGGAACUCUCAUUUAGCUGGGCUUUUGGAUGAAGAUGAGGAAGUUUUUGAGGACACAUUGCGGGCUACAGAUUUGUUGCAUCGACCAAGACCAAGUAGUUUAGAUUUCCCCCCAGUGGAGUCAUUGUAUCCUACAAUAAUAGACUCUCCAGUUUUUUCUCAAAGUGCUAAGCAACAGUUUGGUGUGUUCCAGUCGGAGGUUGUUAGUGUGCGACCAAACUUCAGCAUGGUAUCCAACCAUGAAAAAGUUGUUCUUAUAAGAUCAUCCACAAUGAUGGAUUUUUACGGGAUUCGUGUUGAAAACCAUCAAGGUGCCCAUAUAGGAAUGAUAAAGCGUGAACAUUGUCAAUCCUUGUCUCAAAUCAUGGACCAGUCUUUAGCUGAGCUUGAUGGGAUGAUUAUACACAAUGAUAACAGCAAAUUCCGGGUACCCAUUGAGGUCCAAGUAAAAGGGAUUCCUGAAAACAAGUCGAGGGUCAUAAAUAUCCUUUCACUUGCUGGAAUUGAAGUCACUAACAACUCUAUGAACAGAGUUGCUGAAGAUCUGCCAGCUACAUCUUCUUUAUGGAGUUCUGCAGCUGUUGAGUACGAUCAUGUGGUGUCAUCCAGGACAUUUGUUACACCUACAGAGAUGGAGAAUGAACUAGACAAAAUGUUUCAAACUUUAGAUGAAGGAGACAAAGUGACAGAGGCAGCACCAGCAAAGGCUGUGAAGACACCUCUGUACUCUCAUCAAAAACAAGCUCUCAAUUGGAUGAUGUGCAAGGAGAAUAAAGAUUCCCUGCCCCCUUUUUGGGAAAAAAGAAAAGAAUUUUAUUUUAAUACACUUGAUAAGAAGCGUACCUAUACCAAACCUGAUAGUAUUCAUGGAGGUAUCUUAGCUGAUGACAUGGGUCUUGGAAAAACGUUAGAAAUGAUUUCUUUAAUAACAACUAAUUUUGUUAAUGGGAAUCCCAUAGCUGUAACUCAUCCCAGUAUAAAUAGAGCUCCAUUUUCACAGACAGCAAAGGUUUGCAAGCCUGUAUCAGAGAGAAUGAGACCACACUUUGAGCCCAGCGCUAACGAACCAAGUUCUUCCUACAUUGGACUUUGGUCAGAUGCUACCUCAGGAGAUGUGUUUCCAUCAAAGGAAAUGCUCUACAAGCCUUCUCAGUCUUCCUCCAACAUGUCUAUGGAAUGCUACAACUUUUUAAACAAUGUGAAAAUGGAAGAUGAAGAGUUUUCUUCAUCAAACUUGGAACUCUCAGGAUCAGUCUCACACAAUAAUAGCCCACGGAAAAGACAACUUGUAAAUGAAAUGCCAGACUGUCAAGGGGAAUAUAAUACAGGUGCUGGUAAAAAGUCAAAAUCGAAUGAAUCUCUACAAAGUUUGUGUGAAGAAUCCGAUAAUUUAACUGGAGAAGAAAUGGCAGCCAUGUGUCUUAUGAAUCUAAAGAAAGCUAGUACACCUUUCUGUGAAAGAAAUGAAUCAAUGCCUGUAAAUGGAUUUAAUUACAUGGAAAGAAAAGAAUUAACUACCGUAAAUGGAUUUAACAGUACUGAAGGAAAUCAACCGUUUCAAAAUGGAUUUGUCUAUAGUGAAAGAAGUGAACCAAAUCCUAUUGAGGAAUUCAAAUUUACUCCGAAAAAUGAACCGACUAUAUAUGGAUUUAACUAUGGAGAUACAGCUGACCACAUAAAUGGACAAGGAGCUAAUUUUACUCCCGAUAUCAGCAACAGUGCAGAAACAUGCAUCAAUGUUGAUGAUUUGCCUGAUACACCAAUCACAAUAUAUGAUUCUGAUGAAGACAGUACUGAAAAUCACUCAGCCAUCCACAGUUCACCCAAAAAACAUAAUGCUGUCCCACCUGUUGAAGAGAAAAAAUACUCAACAUGGGUUGACAAAGAGACUGGUCGUACGUUAACAGAUGGACCCAGGGGAACUUUGAUUAUCUGCCCCCUUAGUGUCAUCAGUAACUGGGUGGACCAGUUUGAGGAACACAUUCAUAAAACUGUCUGCCUCCAUCUUCAUGUUUACUACGGCCCAAAGCGCACGAACAAUGUGGAGUUUCUGCAGGACCAAGACGUCAUCAUUACUACCUAUUCAACACUAAUGUCAGAUUUUAAGAAAGGGUCUGAUAGCCCGCUACACCAGAUUCAGUGGCUUCGUAUUGUACUUGACGAGGGGCACACAAUAAGAAAUCCUGCAGCCCAACAAACAAAAGCCAUAUUCCAGUUGAAUUCCAUCAGGCGAUGGGUUUUAACAGGCACUCCAAUACAAAACUCUCUGAAAGAUCUGUGGUCCCUGAUCAACUUCCUACAAGUAAAACCAUUCACUGAGAAGAAAAUCUGGAAUGAGAUCAUUGCCUUGCCUCUAGUCAAAAGAGAGCGUACAGCACUCAGACGAGUGGCACAUCUAGUAAAAAAUCUGGCUAUGCGUCGCACAAAAUGUCAGCAGCUGAAUGGCAAACCUCUAGUGUCUUUACCUAAACGUGAAGUUUACUUAGAGAAAAUUACAUUAACUGCUGAUGAAAGAAAAGAGUAUGAAUUUUUGCAGAGCAAUGGCAAAAAUAUUGUUGGCAACUACUACAGGGAAGGAACUCUCCUAGAUAAUUAUGGAGCUGUCCUGACAAUCCUAUUAAGGCUACGACAGAUGUGUUGUCAUCCACGUCUCAUACCAAGAUCUGCACUUAAACAGAGAAAACUAGAAUUGGAUGGUUCAGUACAGAGAGACUUGACCGGAGCCGAGAAAGAAGAACGUCAGAAGCUGAUAGAUCUGCUGAAGACAGUCCUGGAGUCUGGAUCUGAUGAAGAAUGUUCCAUAUGCUUAGAAAGUCUCAAGCAGCCUGUGAUAACAACAUGUGCUCAUGUCUACUGCAAGAACUGCAUUGAAGCUGUGUUUGAAAAAAGUCAAGAUCCAAAAUGCCCAAUGUGUAGAGCAAUGCUGGACAGCUCUGGUCUAAUUGGUGUGUCUGAGACUAAAGAUGGGACAGGUGAGGAAGAGAAUGAGUUGGAUCCUGACGAGUGGCGCACUAGCUCAAAGGUGGAUGCCUUGAUGAAAGCUUUGAAUGAACUAAGACAAAGGGAGCCUAAUGUGAAGAGUGUAGUUGUAUCACAGUUCACUUCCCUGUUGACUUUACUGGAAACACCCUUAUAUGAGCAGGGGUUCCAUUUUGCUCGUCUUGAUGGCAGCAUGAAGGCCUCGGACAGAGCGCAGGCUGUCCAACUGUUCUCAUCCCCGGGGCCUGACACGCCCACCAUCUUCCUCCUGUCUCUUAAAGCUGGUGGAGUGGGCAUCAAUUUAACUGCUGCUUCCAGAGUUUUUCUCAUGGAUCCGGUGAGUUUAAAUCUUAUUGCUAUUUUUAUUGCUUAA
Molecule: messenger RNA, 4652 nt
Organism: Physella acuta
Lineage: Eukaryota; Metazoa; Mollusca; Gastropoda; Physidae
Product: helicase-like transcription factor
Biological process (GO): DNA repair
Cellular component (GO): nucleus
Molecular function (GO): hydrolase activity, acting on acid anhydrides, in phosphorus-containing anhydrides; ATP-dependent activity, acting on DNA; ATP binding
Source: RefSeq, a predicted model, not a curated record